Molecule: messenger RNA, 942 nt
Organism: Nezara viridula (southern green stink bug)
Lineage: Eukaryota; Metazoa; Arthropoda; Insecta; Hemiptera; Pentatomidae
Source: the annotation of a GenBank genome assembly
AUGGCUGAGAUCACAAGUUGGUGCCAACCCCAAACAAAUGAGCAGGUGACAGCCCAGCCAAAUGAUUUCAUGGCAACCUUGUUGGCUGCAUUCACAUCACUAAAACAGGAAUUAAGAUCGGAUUUAAAAACUUUUCACACAUCGGUAAAACAGGAAUUAAAAUCAAAUAUAGAAAAUUUUCACACAUCGUUAAAACAGGAAUUAAGAUCGGACAUACAAAACUUAAAUAAGAAAUCUGAUUUGUUAAUUGAAAAACUAGAGGAAACAAUCACAAAGCCCAACCAAGAAGUUCAAAAGUGCAUUAAUAAAAAUGACACAGUAGAGAAAAAUGAAUUAAAAACGAAGUUAAGCUAUCAAACUGCCCUUUUUAAUGAAACCAAGUCUAAAGAUGUCACUAUUAUACAGAGCUCACCUAUUCAAGAUGGUGAACUACUAGGAAGUAUUAAUGAUGAAAGUACUAAGGAAACUAAAGAUGGAGAGGAUCCUACAAAUGUACAAAGUAUUGAAAACAUUGUAGUUGAUAAUAAUCAAAAUUUAGAUGAAAGUUAUAUUAAUGAAGAAAUAAAGGAAACCACUGAUGAUGAAAAGGAUUGUGAGAAUACUGUUAUUUGUGAAGAAUCCAUGGCCGAAAUAUUUAAUGAUAGUGAGGCAUCCAAAGCUGAGAAAGAAGAGAACAUUGAUGAAGAAAAAGAAAUAUUAAUUGAAAAGGAAGACGAGUCUAGGUGUGAUGACAUAAACCCUGAUUUGCCAGUAAUAGAAGAGACUGAUCUUGACAAUAUAAGUGAAGAUGAAAAAGGAGAAACUUUAACCGACAUCACGACUAACGAUAGACCUUCUAAGCCGAAGAACAAAGUUAUAGACAUCAGAGAUCCAGAAGAAAUUAAAGCUGAUAAGGGACCUUACCGGAUAAAACAAAAAAUUGUCGUUAUAGACCCAGGUUAG